Fundulus heteroclitus (mummichog) is the source of this 2971-nucleotide messenger RNA. RefSeq names its product cannabinoid receptor interacting protein 1b (gene cnrip1b). NCBI's taxonomy places the organism in Eukaryota, Metazoa, Chordata, Actinopteri, Cyprinodontiformes, Fundulidae. Bases 235 to 723 code for a protein of 162 amino acids. Gene Ontology annotation, cellular component: plasma membrane. The record is from RefSeq and is a predicted model, not a curated record. Gene Ontology annotation, biological process: negative regulation of signaling receptor activity. Gene Ontology annotation, molecular function: type 1 cannabinoid receptor binding. The transcript has 3 exons.
GAGAGAGGGAGGGAUCUUCAGAGGGGGGAAUCAAGCAGAGCAAUGGUUUGGGAUUAGGCCCGCGUUGUAGGCUGGAGUGGAUUACCCUGCGCUGCGCGGGGAGCGACGCAAAUGUGCCGCUCUGCAUCGCCUGAUGAGCUUCUGGGCUUCUCCGUCCACCCCAACUGACCGCGACACCUGAGGCGCUCCCUGACUCUUCCCCUCCUCAAUCACUGCCUCUAGCUGCAUGGCAACAUGGCCGACGUUCCCCAAAUCGUCAAAAUCGGGAUUUCCCUGAAGAUGCUUCCUAACAACAGCGCCGUGUACUUCAAGUCGGACGGCGCUCGGUUCGGACAGACGCGGACCAUCAAGCUGCUGACCGGCUCCAAGUACAGGAUCGAGGUGGUGGUGAAACCGGGAGCAGUGCAGGCCACCUCCAUGAGUGUGGGUGGAGUGACCUUUCCCUUGGAGCAGCAAUCCAAAGACCCCCAGUCUGUGGUCUACACUGGUCAGUAUGACACUGAGGGGGUGGCACACACCAAGAGUGGAGAAAGGCAACCAGUUCAAAUCAAUAUCCAGUUCACAGAAGUGGGAUCGUUUGAAACCGUGUGGCAGGUGAAGUUCUACAACUACAACAAGCGGGACCACUGCCAGUGGGGCAACAGCUUCAACAGCAUCGAGUACGAAUGCAAACCCAACGACACGCGCACGCUCAUGUGGAUCAACAAGGAGAUGUUCGUCUGAUGGCCAGAGGCAGGCGGAAAGAUGUCGGUGUGUACGUCAGCGUGUUCUCCCUCCCUCGACUGUCAGUGUCAGAAAAUGUGAAGCUCUUCGCAGCCCAAGCGUACCCAUACCCUGUUCCUUUCUGUGAAGGUUACAUUAACUACUGCCGUGAAAAUAUAAAUGUGUGUGAUCAUUUGUCAGACCAGUUUUUUGUUUGAGGAAUUAGAAAUAAAUGGGAAAAAAUGUCAAAACAAAUUCCCCCUGUGCUCUGGAACUCUGCCCCUCAAGAGUAGGAAAAUAAUCCAAAUAUGUGUAUUGUACUGUAGUUGUGCAAGUUUACCUGGGCUAACAUUGAAAAUGAGUGUUUGUCUUACAGACGGUGCUAUAGAUACGGUUAUGGAUAUGUAUGCAUUUUUAAACUACAUGCUUUACUGUGGAAAAGUCUUGAGCCAUGUCUUAUUUCUUAUAUAUAUAUAGUUUACGUUGCCUAGCGCUGAGCGGUGGUAGACAAAAAGGUCACCAAAACCAGUGAUUCAAUGUUGUGCAACAGAAAAACCCAGCAAAGAACCACAUAUUUAAACACUUUGUUCCUAGCAGCCUGUCACAAUGACACAAUUAUCCCCAAUUCCCAUCUCUUUGGCUGAAUCUAAGAGAGAUACCCAUGAUAACACAGUUUGACAUACAAAAUUGUGCUAUUUAAGCACCAACUGGAGGAUUCCCAAAGAUCCAUUAGCACACUGCUAGCAUUAGCACUAGCAUUUUGGAAAAAACCUUGAGAAGGAAAAAUAAUAGAAGAUUAUUUUUAUCAAGACUUCCUGAAAGGUUGCCCAAAAGUCUGUCUGAUUUGACUCAAAGAAAUAAAAAUCGGGGUCAGUUUUUUAUUUUAAAAUCCAGUGCUUGCUAGAACCGUCUUUGAUCUCUUCCUUGGACAUAAUUUUCUGCUCUAAAGUCAGGUAAAACUUGCAACAAUUGGCUUAAGGUACCUAUUACAGUUUGCCACCUCCCUUAUGCCUGGUGCAUUUUAAUUUAUUAUUAUUUUUUAAAUAUUAUUAUUUAAUGGGCGCCCAAGUGAUGAUUCCCCAGUGCUAUAUUCAGAUGGAAGGCCAACAGUAUGGCAGUAAUGGUUUGUGUAUUUUAAAAGCUCCUUGACCCCUGGCAACCUGCUGCCAGAAAUCGAGAUUUGUCCUGAUAUACUGAAAGGAUCAGAUUUUGUGCAGCUGAGAUGCCUCUUCUAAUGGUUCAUCAACAUCUGUGCCUGUGAGAAAUCUAGUGGUUUGUACUCAUUCUCAUGAAAGGGGGCUGGAGAGUGUAUUCUGAGUUUAGAGCAAUCCCACUUUUCAGGCUCCCUGGGAAAGUUUACUUUAGGGUUUUGGAAAGGAAACUCCAAAUUUACUAUUAAUCCUCUGAUUCAGGGGGAGGAGUGGAGCCUUAUGUCCUGGUAAUGGAUAAGCACUCGGUGUUUAGAGGCUGUGGGGCUGACAGGUGUUUUGUUUUCUUGUUGAUAUGUGUUUUGUGGAUCUUGAGAAGACUUCCAACAGGGGGAGGUGGUGCUGGAGGCUGUGCCCGCAAUUCCAUCACACAUUUGAGCUCGUUCCCAGUGCUGGUUGGAUGCUGCCAGAGCUCCGUUGUCCAGGAUCUGGUUUGUGGUGUUCAUGGAAAGAAUCCCAAUGUAUAUUCGGGGAAAGUGCGUGGUUUGCAAAAUUUCACGGUUUCAUCUUAAUAAUGUGGUUCUUUUGUUGUCUUCAAGCCACGCCUUUCCGCAUUCACUGGAGCAGAUCGGAGCUUAGUGUGGAGUGGCCAGGAUGACCAUCAGCUCCUUUAGAUUGAUGCCAUGGUUCUCGCUCAGAUAAUAAUGAGCUGAUUGCUAUAUAUCAUUGUUCCUUAGCCCUGGUCCUCAGGGCCUGAUGUCCUUCAUGUUUUAGAUGUAUCUCUGCUUCAGCACGCCUGAUUCAAAUGAUGAAGCAGUAAAGAGCUGCAGUAGCCUAAUAAGCACACAUUUGUUUAAGUCUGGUGUGUAGCAGCAGGUAAACACUUAAGACACGCCGGACAGCGCAUUGUGAGGACCAUGGUUGAGGAACACUGCUCUGGGUCAGGCUUCUCUCUCUGCCUUAUGAAGGAGGCGUUCAAAUAUCUUGGAGUCUUGUUCACGAGUUGUGGUAGGAUGGAGCUGGAGAUGGAUGGACAGGUUGGGGUCUUAUUUGCAGUAAUUCGGGCGAUGUUCCACUGUUGUGGUUGAGUAAGAAUGCAGUAAAAAAAAAAAAAAAAAAAA